Recurvomyces mirabilis is the source of this 414-nucleotide messenger RNA. RefSeq lists its product as uncharacterized. Gene Ontology annotation, biological process: microtubule-based movement. Gene Ontology annotation, cellular component: cytoplasmic dynein complex; cytoplasm. The transcript has a single exon. Gene Ontology annotation, molecular function: dynein intermediate chain binding. NCBI's taxonomy places the organism in Eukaryota, Fungi, Ascomycota, Dothideomycetes, Mycosphaerellales, Teratosphaeriaceae. The coding region runs from base 1 to 414 and encodes 137 amino acids. The record is from RefSeq and is a predicted model, not a curated record.
AUGCAACAACCUUCACCUUCCGCUGAGACGGAAGCAUUACUCGCUAGGCUGUCGCAUCGACCGGACGUCCAAAGUACCCUCGUAUUGGCCCGCGACACUGGCGCUAUUGUACGCUCAUCCGGUCUGAUCACGGCAGAGGAUGUCGGGAUGGAAAGCACUGCAUCCACCGAUGGCACAGCGAAUGGUGCUGGCACUGGCGGCGAGACCCUGACAGGCAAGGGCACAAGGAAUGUCGACGAGGUUGCAAAGCUGGUCUGGACAUUCGUAAAGAGUGCCAGUAGUCUGGUGGAGGAUCUGAAUGGCUCGCAUGACGAGGCGAAGCUACUGCGCAUACGGACGAAGAAGAACGAGAUCGUGGUUGUACCAGAUGCGAAGUUCUUGGCUGUGGUUAUACACGACACGCCUCCGGCUUGA